This is a messenger RNA of Gracilinanus agilis (Agile Gracile Mouse Opossum), 2241 nucleotides long. Its product is annotated as disintegrin and metalloproteinase domain-containing protein 2-like. Gene Ontology annotation, molecular function: metalloendopeptidase activity. The record is from RefSeq and is a predicted model, not a curated record. Gene Ontology annotation, cellular component: plasma membrane. Lineage: Eukaryota; Metazoa; Chordata; Mammalia; Didelphimorphia; Didelphidae. The transcript is spliced from 20 exons. Gene Ontology annotation, biological process: cell adhesion; proteolysis; binding of sperm to zona pellucida. Bases 1 to 2241 code for a protein of 746 amino acids.
AUGUUUCUUCUCCCGUUGCUGCUUUCUGGGCUGCUCAAAGUUAUGUUUAGUGACCUUGCCCAGGCCCAGCUUUCAUCCAAGGAUUCUCAACAAAUAUUUCUAUCAAUGACGACACCAAUAAAGAUCUCACCAUCAACUGGAAUUUUGGAGCCAACAUAUGUAUCUUAUAGCAUUACAAUAGAAGAGAAGCCACAUAUUCUGCUCCUACAUCAAAAAAUUUUUUUACCUCAUGAUUUUAGAAUUUAUAUUUAUAAUGAAGAGGGGAUUUUGACCUCCCUUGAUCCUUUUUUUAAGAAUGUAUGCUUCUACCAAGGGCAUGUGGCAGAUUUCCCAAACUCACUUGUGACACUCAGCACCUGUUCUGGAAUCAGAGGUUGGUUACAGUUUGAAAAUUUCACAUAUGGAAUUGAACCUCUAGCAUCUUCAUUAAGCUUUGAGCAUGUGAUUUAUCGAGUAAAGAACAAUAACCCAAAUGUCGUUUUUCUAUAUACUGAAAAAGACACAAAUGUAAUUUCAAGAAGAUCAGCUUAUGAAUUACCACAGUUUGAAUACCAAUUAGAUUUUUUUUCAUCUUUUUCUGGAUAUCUAGAAAUGCAUGUAGUAGUGGAAAAAAAUCUGUAUGAGUUUUUGGGAUCUGAUGCAAACAUUGUUACUCAGAAAAUUGUCAUGGUUGUUGGACUCAUCAGCACAAUGUUUAGCUCACUUAACUUGACCGUUGUACUGUCCUCCUUGGAAUUCUGGGUAGAUGACAAUAAAAUUGACACUGUUGGAGAACCUGAUGAAAUACUGAAGAGAUUUUUAAUUUGGAAAGAAUCUUAUCUUGUUCUAAGAAGGCAUGAUGUGGCAUAUUUACUCGUUUACAGGGAUGUUUUUAAAUAUGUGGGAGCAACAUUUCAAGGGAAGAUGUGUGAAAGAAACUCUGCUGCUGGUAUUGCAAUGUAUCCAAGAAUAUUUACUCUCGAGGCACUUUCAGUUGUUAUUGCUCAAUUAUUGGCUCAUAGCAUGGGAAUAACUUAUGAUGAUGAAAGAUGUCAGUGUCCAAGCGCUGUCUGCAUAAUGACCCCACAAGCAGUGAAGUCCACUGGUGUGAAGGCAUUUAGUUCCUGUAGUGUAGCAGCCUUUAAGGAUUUUGUAUUAAGAAAAAAUCCUGAAUGUCUUCAGAAUCGACCACAGUUAGAUCCAUCUUAUAGAAGUGCAGUUUGUGGUAAUGGUGUCCUCGAAGCUGAUGAAGAAUGUGACUGUGGCUUUCUAAAGGCCUGUACUGUCUGUUGUCGUGCAUGGAAUUGUAAGCUGAUUGCUGGAAAAGCGUGUGCCCAUGGAGAGUGCUGUGAAAACUGUCAAUUUCGUGCAAAAGGUACAAAAUGUAGGAAUCCUAUUGAUUUAGAGUGUGAUCUCCCUGAGUAUUGUAAUGGAUCCUCUGGCUUCUGUCAGACUGACUUAUAUGUUCAAAAUGGACGUGAAUGCCGUUCCCAAACGAGUUACUGCAUUAAAGGAAAAUGCCUAAAUCCAGAUGAACAGUGUAAAGAUGUAUUUGGUCCAGGUUCAACUUUUGCUCCUUAUGAGUGUUUUGAAGAACUUAACAGUAAGGCAGAUCGGACAGGGAACUGUGGUUAUGAUGACCGUGGAUACCACAUGUGCCCAUGGAAGGACCUGCGCUGUGGAAAAUUACUAUGUGAAUAUAGAAAUUCAACACCAUUCUUUAAUACAACCGCAGUUGUUAUUUAUGUUAAUGUACGCAAUCAUACGUGUAUCACAUUAGACCACCAAGUGCGUGAUGUUAAAAAGGACCCUAUGUGGGUAACUGAUGGAGUCAUUUGUGGAUAUAAAGCGAUUUGUUACAAUCACAAAUGUGUUCCAGUUUCUACCCUGGGAUAUGACUGUACUGGUAGGAAAUGCAACUUCCAUGGGAUUUGCAAUAAUCGAAGAAACUGUCACUGUGAUGAUGGGUGGCGCCCUCCAGACUGCAGCACUCCCAUUGCUGGAAUAGGAGCAAGUAUUGACAGUGGAAUCCAUUCAAAAUCUGAUAUAUUUGUAAUACCUUCUGGUAGUACCAGUUCUAAAAAGUGGAACGUAAUAGCUUGCUUCUUCAUAGUACUUAUUCUUGCAGCAGGAGGAAUUGUAACAGCAAAAUUUUUAUGGCACGGACAAAAAUGGAAAUGUAGAGUUCAAGAAGCAUCAAGUGAUGAAUCAUUUUCAGAAGACAGUCACAUAGAAGAAACCAAUGACUACUCCCAAACUUAA